AGAGAUUAAAAAAAGAAAAAAAGAUGAUGGGUGGGAGCCGACCCCUCACUCUCUACACCAAAUCCUACACCCUCAUCUCCUCCUCCAUUGCCCCCCGCUUCAAUCCCCACCGUCCGAUCCGCAAUCGCACGGUCCUCAUGUCGUCUUCCUCCUCCCAACCCGACCCCUCCCCUUCCCCCUCCCCCUCCCCCUCCUCCUCCUCCGCCGCCGCCGCCGCCAUCGACUUCCUCUCCCUCUGCCACCGCCUCAAGACGACGAAGAGGGCGGGGUGGGUGCGGAGGGGGGUGCGGGAGCCGGAGUCGGUAGCCGAUCACAUGUACCGGAUGGGCGUCAUGGCGCUCGUCGCCCCCGACAUGCCCGGGAUCGAUCGCGACAGGUGUAUCAAGAUGGCGAUCGUGCACGAUAUUGCGGAAGCCAUUGUUGGUGAUAUCACUCCGUCGGAUGGCGUACCCAAGCUGGAAAAGAAUCGAAUGGAGAAGGAAGCACUAGAUCACAUGUGCAACUUACUCGGCGGAGGAUCCAGAGCAAAAGAAAUACAUGAGCUGUGGAUGGAAUAUGAGGAGAAUUCUUCGCCGGAGGCAAAGAUUGUCAAGGACUUUGACAAGGUUGAGAUGAUACUUCAAGCACUGGAAUAUGAAAAUGUUUUUCUUUAUUUUCUUAUGCAGAGCAAGGAAUUGAUUUAGAAGAAUUCUUCCAGUCGACAGCAGGAAAGUUUCAAACAGAUGUGGGUAAAGCUUGGGCAUUUGAGAUUACAUCAAGGAGGAAAAAAAAGUAGCUGCUGCUGCUUUGAUAUUGCUCGAUUUCUACUCUGGCCGUAUCCACCCCGUGGAGCUGUUUCGGUAGUCUUUAUUUUGACGCAACAGCUUUUGUUCUUCUAACAUAGUCGUAGAGAUAUUCAAUUGGAUCGAAAAUAUGAAUUCUCCUUACGCAGCUGUUGUACUUUUUUGAGCUUGCGAAGUCUCUUGCGAGCGUAUUAUGAAUCCAAAUCCACUGUUUUCUUUUGGGGUCUAAAAGGUUCAAAUGUUUCAGGAAAUUGCAUAAUAUCGCUGUAUUGACAUGCAGAGUCAUUACUGUUCAAAUUUUGAUUCUUUUCGCGUGUUAAUGAGUAUUGAGGGGCAAUGAUGAGCUACUGGAAAUA
Messenger RNA from Ananas comosus (pineapple), 1138 nucleotides. RefSeq names its product HD domain-containing protein 2-like. Lineage: Eukaryota; Viridiplantae; Streptophyta; Magnoliopsida; Poales; Bromeliaceae. Bases 24 to 683 code for a protein of 219 amino acids. Gene Ontology annotation, cellular component: cytoplasm. The transcript is spliced from 8 exons. Gene Ontology annotation, molecular function: 5'-deoxynucleotidase activity. The record is from RefSeq and is a predicted model, not a curated record.